This is a messenger RNA of Armigeres subalbatus, 1780 nucleotides long. RefSeq lists its product as uncharacterized. The record is from RefSeq and is a predicted model, not a curated record. The transcript has 3 exons. NCBI's taxonomy places the organism in Eukaryota, Metazoa, Arthropoda, Insecta, Diptera, Culicidae. Bases 335 to 1780 code for a protein of 481 amino acids.
UUCACAUCCUCUGCGUUGCAACUGGGACCAAUACCACAGCACCAUAUUGACGAAGUGAGAAAUGGUUGAUUUUGUUCAAAGUGUUGAAUUCUUCUCUAAAUGCUUGAAUCAAUUGCCCCUGGAACUUCCACAGAACUUUAAAGUCUCCAACGAGUUCAUUUAAAACCUUAACCGAACUUUAUUAGUUCUUGCGGAUCUACCUGUGAACUUCGUUUGACAUUUCAAUUUGUUUUGCUUUGCAAAUUUGUGUGUUUGCCUGUUCGUUCCGCAUAAAUUGUUUAAAUUGUGGUUUAAUUUAACAUUUGAGCUGUUUUACUCCAGAAAAUCGUCAAGAAUGCCAUUUGUCAUCGUAGAAACUCGCAAUUCGCGAGGGUGCAAGGAACUUUCUGUCGUGCCGGAUAAAUGGCUGCGCAGCUCAAGAAGUGGACAAAUCGUGCUCUGGCCUAACGUAAAGAGUGUGCUAGAACAAGAAAAGCUUCUCCGUGACGAAAACAGCUUGCCAAAAAAAUCAUGGUUGAAGUUUAAAUGUACAGUGAAAAGAAACCCUAUGUCAUCUUUGACGGAAGCUAAACGCUUGCUGGGUGAAUUGUCCGGAGAAUCAUCCUCCGACGUUGGUCAGCUAGCACGACGCAAAAUCAACAAACGUCAGGAACCCGAAGACUUUCAAAACAUGUUAGUUCUUGAAAAUACACCUAGCUCGCAAAUAACACAAGUAACACCUGCAGCCACCCCUAUCGUUGUUGAGGUAAGAGAAAGUUUUGAGAACAAAAUUCCUCCUAAAACAACAACACUGGCUCCGUCAUCUACACGAUUUGUUCCUGUUCCCGAGUCAAUGAUUCCAGAGAAAGUUCAAAUCGUUCAGCAGUCCUUCCCUCCUGGGACUGAUUCAGCCGUACCAACUGUAGUUGCGGUAAACUCCGAAGACAAUGUCCAAUCUGUCCAGUAUGUGGCGUACCAUGCUGUACCGACGAUCACUCAACCGGAUAAUCCAAGAGAGGACAAUCUGAGCGAAAUUAUAAAGCUGCUUCAUCAAAUCAAUAAUCGAUUGGAUCUACUGGAGAAACGAACAGCGAGUAUCUCCACACAAAAUGAAUACAUUUUGAACGCUAUACGGAGAUUUGGUUGCCAAGUGACGGACAUUGAGGAGCAACCGUUGUUCCGAUUUGAUCCUAUUGAACACGAACAACAGUUGUCUGAUUUGGAGAACAAACUGACUGACGACGAUUACAAAUCAUCAAUGAUUAAAUGGUUGCGACUAAACGUAAGCGGUGACUGUGCGGAUAACCGUAUGCUAGGUGUACUCGACAUGCUUUUCAGCAAAGAGUUUCAAACUAAGUGUACCUGGACAGGAGCUAGCCGAAAGGGGCCAAACAUAGCUAUAAUGCCGAACCGGAAUAUUCUACAGUUAUUUCAACAGCUAGGGAGUGACGAUUCUGAAAUUGUUACCCAACUGAAGCUGGCCAACUUUUUCAUGCGGAAGCUCAAGAACUCACUCAAACGUUUGACCGCUACCGGUAUGCGCCGAGGAACUAGACACGUGAGAAGAGUAAAGCAACGGAAGGAAGCUGUACAUCAAUUGAAACAUGAACAUGAUGGCGGUUCGGACGAACCUCUACCAAAUCCAUUGAAUGAUUGUGACAAUUACGUGGAUGAUUGUGACAAUAAUCACAGUAAGCCUGAAUUGGAAGAGCUUGAUGAAUCGGCCAUUGAUUCAUCAGAUGCAUUGGAUUGUACCGAUAUCCGUUCCGACACGAGUGGACCAAACGAUUUUAGUGAGUGA